Messenger RNA from Dinoponera quadriceps, 2083 nucleotides. RefSeq lists its product as uncharacterized. The coding region runs from base 274 to 1584 and encodes 436 amino acids. NCBI's taxonomy places the organism in Eukaryota, Metazoa, Arthropoda, Insecta, Hymenoptera, Formicidae. The transcript is spliced from 6 exons. The record is from RefSeq and is a predicted model, not a curated record.
GAGCCGAUGAAAAAUCGUCGCUCUCCCCGCGGCGAACGGCGGCCGUAGGCAACGGGAGCGCGAUCGAUCGUGGCGGAAACCGGCUCGAUUCGUCGAUCACGCCGGCCAGUUCGUGAUCGUUGGUUUGGUGACUUGUUGACAAACGUCGCGCGAAGAUGCCGGAGCGCGUUAUCGCCAGACUCGUCAUCGGAAGUUAAUCUCACGGUAUUUUCAACCCGGUAAAAAUCCGCACGCGCCCCACGUCGAUUGGGAAACGUCAAGAAUCGCCGGACGAUGUUUUAUUUGGACGGGAGAGGCGAUGCCGCCGCCAUCACCACCACCACCGCAAAAUACGACUCGCUGCCUCCCAACGGAGAAGAGAAUUUCGGCUGGUGGUUGAGCCAUUGGAAAAUCGCGGUAUCGCCGCGAUCACGCCGCGAUGAGGACCAUUAUCGAUCACCAGGAUCGUCCGCGUCGAUGCUGUCCUGCGUCGACUCGGACGACUCGAGCUGCUGCACCUUCACGCAGAAUUCGUCGGCUGGCCGGCAAGAAAAAACGUACGAAAAUAUCGAGCUUCGCAUGUUCGCGCGAGAUGAUCUGGAUAUCGGGCUGAUCAAAAGAGACGCUCAGGACAAUUGGCCCACGGGCGUAACCGAGGACGAGUACGACGCGAGAAACGAAUCGAAGUGCGAGGUUGUUUGCUGCAGCCCGGAAAGACUGAUUCGUUGUCAGGAGUACCGGAUACACGCUCCGUCUUGCCGCCGCUCGUCGCGGGCGAGAUGCGCGCCGGAGGUCGAAGCUUGCCGGGCACGCUUGAGCUGCGGCCUCAUCGAUCCCGAGCGUAUCGGUGGGACGCAGUCGAAGCUACCGUGCGCGGCCUGCUCGCCCGUCAUCGCGAGAUCGCGACGCGCGGACGAUGAUUUCGGCACAGAGACGAGAUCGAGCUGUGACAGGCUAAACUCCACCUGGGACAACUGUAACGGGUCGAGCACUCGUCUGUACUCCUUGGAGGACACUUCGGACAUACAGAGCAACGAUUGCAGCUCGAAUAGGCAGAGCGACGCGCCGGACACACCGAUGUGCCUCUGCGACGAGCUGGCGAUCGCAUCGAAGGACCGUGUCGGCGAUCACAACCGAGGCACCGCCAUCAACGAAGUGGCAUCUAUCCUCGAGGGCUUCCGGAACGAUCCCGAAAAGGCGCUUUUGGAGGAGGAGGAUCGAUUCUACGACUGCAGGUCCUCUCACGAUCAAUUAACCAGGCUAGCUCUAGCUAUAGAGACGGACGCGGAGGAGGCACCGGCGAUCCUCGGCGAUCCGAAUAAUUGGCUACGCCAACUACGCGAUAAGAUAGAACGGCUGCAGCACGGCCACAAAGAGAUCCGCGGUGACAUACGCGCUUUACGCGGGGACUUUCAACGCGACGAGAGGAAAAUUGGCGACGUGUCGGGCAACACGGCGAGACUGCGAGGCGAGAUCCGCGAACUGCGGUAUCUCGACGACCUGCUGACGCUCAUACAGGGGGAGCUCGCGAGGAUAUCCAGGAGAAGUUGGCCAUUCAUCCUGGGGAAUAACGAACCGCGCGAAGAAAUCAAUUUAAUCGUCUGAUCGUGAGCACGAGGACGAACGAACGAACGAAUCGUCGGUACGAGUCUCGUGAAUAGCCGAUGCGAAGGAUACAAGGUGGCGUGAUAACAGGCAGAUAACAGGGCUGAGAAACUCAUUCAGUUGACUCCAACAAAACUCUUGUCUGGAUAUGGCUAAACAAAUGUCAAUUGUGAGAAUCGAAAUUCCAUUCGGUUGUCUAAAACGGAAAUGAAAAAAAAUUGGCUCAGUGAACCAAUAUUUGGUCCUCGCAACUCUAAAGCGUUUGCUCGUAUCCAAACAAGAAUUUUGUCUGAAUCAACUAAAUGGGUUCGAUGCGCGACUCCGCAUCCGUCCGAGAGAGGAGCCGCGCCGAGACGGGCCAUCGGUGUUACAUCGUGUCACUGUGAAUGGAGAUAUUGGCUGAUAAUGUAUUUUAUUACUAAACAAUUUAUUAUUUAUACGUCGCAUAUAUUUGGAUCCAUGUACACACAGCACCGAGUAAAAAAUUCCUAAUACGAUA